Messenger RNA from Crotalus tigris (Tiger rattlesnake), 3730 nucleotides. RefSeq names its product heterogeneous nuclear ribonucleoprotein U like 1 (gene HNRNPUL1). NCBI's taxonomy places the organism in Eukaryota, Metazoa, Chordata, Lepidosauria, Squamata, Viperidae. The record is from RefSeq and is a predicted model, not a curated record. Gene Ontology annotation, molecular function: protein binding. Bases 131 to 2698 code for a protein of 855 amino acids. The transcript is spliced from 15 exons.
CGCCGGCUCGGCCAACCGGAGGGCCCGUUGCAUGGCGGGGCUUCUGCGAGGGCGGCCAUUUUGAGUCGAGCCCGGAACGGCGCCCCGAUGGCCGGGCAACCGCGAUCCUGCGGCCGGGACUGAGCGCGCCAUGGAUGUGCGGAGACUGCGCGUCAGCGAGCUGAAGGAGGAGCUCGGCCGCCGCGGCCUCGACACCCGCGGGCUCAAGGCCGAGCUGGCCGGGCGGCUGCACGCGGCGCUAGACGCCGAGCAGGCCCGCGGGGAGCCCGGACUGGACUCGGGCGGAGAGUCGCUCUCGGACGGACACUAUGGCAUCCGUGACAACACUCGCCAAGACAACCGGCAAGGAUAUCAGUCUUUCGAGCAUUUCAAUGUUAAACAGGAGAACGAAUUGGGUUACGAGCGGGGAGCUGUAAGCCAAGAUCGAUCAGAAAUGAAGACAGAAAUAAAACAGGAGGAGUCAGCUCCCAGCCACAGCAUAUCAGCCUCUGGUUACAACGCGCCCUCCUCCAUUUCUGGCUACAAUGCCUCGUCUUCCUCUUACAAUGAGCCCCCCUCUGCUUAUAACACCUCAGACUCAUAUCAGCCGUGGCAGCAGCAGCAGCCACCCCCGCAGCAAGGUCAUAAGAGGACAUUUGAUGAGUCCAGAGGGCGUGGAUAUUACGAAUAUCGCGAGAAUAAAAGGGGUCGAUCUCCUCAGCCACCCGCAGAAGAAGACGAGGACGAUUUUGACGACUCCCUGGUGGCCAUCGAUACAUAUAAUUGUGAUCUCCAUUUCAAAGUUGCCCGUGAUCGAUACAGUGGGUACCCUCUGACCAUCGAAGGAUUUGCUUUUCUCUGGUCAGGCGCACGAGCGACGUACGGCGUGCGACGUGGGAGGGUGUGCUAUGAGAUGAAGAUCAACGAAGAGAUCUCUGUCAAACACCUUCCUCCCACCGAACCGGAUCCUCACGUCGUGCGGAUUGGCUGGUCACUGGAUUCAUGUAGCACUCAGUUAGGGGAAGAGCCUUUCUCCUAUGGCUACGGAGGCACUGCAAAGAAAUCCACUAAUUGCAAGUUCGAAAAUUACGGGGAAACCUUUACUGAGAAUGACGUCAUCACUUGUCUUGUGGACUUUGAGUGUGGCGACAACGUGGAAAUGUCCUUCAUGAAGAAUGGGAAAUGGCUCGGGGUGGCCUAUCAGCUACGGAAGGAGAAUUUGGGGGGCCAGGCCCUGUUCCCUCAUGUCCUGGCGAAGAACUGCGCCAUCGAAUUCAACUUUGGCCAAAGGGAAGACACUUUCUUUCCGAUCCCUCCGGGAUUCACCUUCAUACAGCACCUCCCCCUGUCCGAGCGAGUUCGGGGCACCAUUGGACCAAAGAACAAAAGGGAUUGUGAAAUCUUGAUGAUGGUGGGGUUGCCUGCCGCCGGGAAGACGACGUGGGCCAUUAAGCAUGCCGCAGCCAAUCCAGGCACGAAGUAUAAUAUUUUGGGAACAAACGCCAUUAUGGACAAAAUGAGGGUCAUGGGACUCCGACGGCAGCGCAAUUACGCCGGCCGCUGGGACGUUCUCAUCCAGCAAGCGACACAGUGCCUGAACCGUCUAAUCCAGAUUGCAGCGCGGAAGAAGCGGAAUUACAUUCUGGAUCAGACAAAUGUUUAUGGAUCUGCUCAGAGGCGAAAAAUGCGUCCUUUUGAAGGUUUCCAACGCAAAGCCAUCGUCAUUUGUCCCACGGACGAGGAUUUAAACGACCGGACAAUAAAACGCACGGACGAGGAAGGGAAGGAUGUGCCUGAUCACGCAGUAUUAGAAAUGAAAGCCAACUUUUCCCUGCCGGAAGCCGGCGAUUUCCUUGACGCGGUGGUUUACAUCGAGAUGCAGCGGGAGGAGGCAGAGAAGCUGGUGAGGCAGUACAACGACGAGGGCAAGAAAGCAGGCCCGCCCCCAGAAAAACGGUUCGACAGCUGGGGGGGCAGCGGAGGUGGCAUUGGUUUCCGUGGCCGAGGUGGCGGCAGCGGAGGAGGAUUUCAGCGCUUUGACAAUCGAGGCCCGCCAAUGGGCAGCCGGGGCGGCUUCCAGAAUCGUGGCGGUGGUGGAGGAGGAGGCGGUGGAGGAGGAGGAGGAGGCUAUAGAGGCAGCGGUGGAGGAGGAGGUGGCGGUGGCGGAAUCGGGGUUGGUGGCAGCAGCGGAAGUGGAGGCUUCAACCGAGGCGGCUACAACCAAAACCGCUGGGGGAGCGGAAACCGAGACAACAACAACAACAACACCCGAGGCAGCUACAAUCAGAACAACCAACAGCAGAGCAGCUACAGCCCGGCACGUGACCAGAACCCUUACAAGAGCAGUAGCUUGGCUCCUGCUGCUCCAGCCCUGAGCCCGGCCACCAACCCCCCUGCGGGGUCGUACAAUCAAGGACCACAGCAAAGUUACAACCAGCCCUACAGCCCCCCUUCCAGCUACAGCCAGGGGGGCUACAGCGCUCCCAGCUACAACUAUGGAACGUACGGCAGUUACAGCCAAAGUUACACCCAGCCUCCGCCGCCUCCACCAGCGCCUACCCCGCCAGCCUACAAUCAGCCCAACUACAAUCAGUACCAACAAUACACCCAGCAAUGGAAUCAGUACUAUCAGAACCAGAGUCAGUGGCCCCCGUACUACGGCAACUACGACUACGGGAGCUACACGGGCACCUCGCAGGGAGGCUCAAGCACACAGUGAUAGCUGGGGGGGGGUGUUGUUCUCCCUCCCCCCCCCCCCGGGAAAGGGAACAGCACGUUCUUAACAAUGGCGGGCAUUUCUGAAUCUUCACAGAUCCAGAAGAAGGAAGCUGGGUGUCUCUGCCCAGCUUCCCUCUCUAGAGUUUCUUGAGGAUGGUUGCGUUUUUACUUGUACAGCUAGGCAUGUAUUCUCCUUUCUACCAUCCCUCAUGAGGACGUUACAUGGUUCCUCGUCUCUCCUUGUUGAAGACCAUUUUAGCUCCCCCACCCCCCAUUUUCUUUUAAGAUUUCUUUGAUUCCGAAAGAAGCUAAAGUCUUCAACGUCGUAUCAUUGUAUUUUUGUUUUUGUUUUUUUUUUAGGCCAGGACCCAUCCAGGUAUCUAAAUUUCCUGCAGUAGUUGGAGGCAGCACUGGAAGGGGCCUCUUUAGGGUUUACCGCCAUUCUCUCCAGGGGUGUCCAGGGGGUGGUCCGCUAAGAGAAGAGGGUGGUCAAAAUGCACAUAAAAAAACCAAGUUGGGUCAUAACUGUGGCCACCCCAUUUGUUCGCCACAUCCUGCAGACCCAUCCCCUCCGCCCCUCCAAUUGUCUCAUUUCCACCCCGCCUCACCCAAUCUGCUAGUGACCAUAAAUUUUACACCUUUUGGAAACUUCUUGCAGUUUGGUGUCACCUGUCUUUGAGGUGUUUUUAAUCUGUCUUUUUUUUUUUGGAAAGAACCAUUAAAACCGGAGGGAAGAGUAAUGGCUAUCUUACAUUUAAUUAUGAUUGGGUUGUUUUUUUUUUUAAGAAAUAUUUUUUUCUGUAACUUUUUACCGUGGGUCAGUAGCUGUUAAUAUUUUCAUCAAGAUAACAAUUUCUGUUUGUUUCAGUACAGGAGAGGAUUAAAAAAAAGGGGGGGGGGAGAAAAAUCAUCUUAAAUGUGUAACUUUUUAUACAAUGUUUCAGUUUCUGUAACUCUGAACAUGCUUUGUGUUGAGUUGAAUUGUAACAGCUUUUUGUAUUUGAAGAAAAAAGAAUGAAUAUUGAACUUUAAA